Messenger RNA from Papilio machaon (common yellow swallowtail), 890 nucleotides. It is a transcript of the gene ReepB, whose product is annotated as receptor expression-enhancing protein 5. Bases 121 to 702 code for a protein of 193 amino acids. The record is from RefSeq and is a predicted model, not a curated record. The transcript is spliced from 5 exons. Lineage: Eukaryota; Metazoa; Arthropoda; Insecta; Lepidoptera; Papilionidae.
UAUUACGUUUUACUGCUGUCUGUCCUGUCAAAUCAAUCGAAGAGAGAGAGGCGGUCGUGAGUUGUUGGCAGUAGCUAAAUCCACCAAAAUUCCGUAAUCUUAAAAAACUAAAUCAUCAAAAUGAGUAUCAGACUGCAAGAAUACAAAGAUGCGAUUGAGAAGAACCUCAAGGACAGAAGCAAACCAUGGACCAAAUACUUCGACAUAGCCGAGUCAAAAACCGGCGUGAGCAGGGUAUAUAUAUUCGUAGGAAUCGUCGCGUUCACCGGUUUAUAUUUAGUAUUUGGAAUCGGAGCUGAGUUGAUAUGUAAUUCGAUUGGCUUCGUGUAUCCUGCGUAUAUGUCCAUGAGGGCUUUAGAGUCGCCUCAGAAGGACGACGACACUAAGUGGCUGACAUAUUGGGUGGUAUACGCCUGCUUUUCGAUUCUCGAAUACUUUUCGGACUUCAUCGUCGGCUGGUUCCCUCUUUACUGGCUUAUAAAGUGCAUCUUCAUAAUCUGGUGCUACUUGCCCACUGACUUCAACGGCUCUCUGAUCAUCUACCACCGUAUCCUCCGCCCCUACUACCAGAAGCACCACCAUAAGAUUGACGACCUCGCCAACUCUGACAUUUUGGCAGAGAUAAUAAAGGACACCAACAAACAUAUGGAUAAAACUCUAAAAACUUUCAACAAAAAACUUGAGCAGUUGCACAAAGAUUAGAUUUAGACUACUUAAGUCAUGGUUGGGGAGAGUAUGCAAAUCGCUUUGUAUCUGAAGUCGUUGGGAAGAACAAAUAAAACCUUUUUUUUAUAACAUCUGCAAGCAAAAGUACAAAUCUUUACAUUAUCCUUUUGUAUGAGCUUUUGUGUCACUGUAUUUGACUGCUUUGUAAACUUUGGAUAUUUGAA